AUGAUUGACUAUUACGGUCUCUUGGAUUCGGAUUGGAUAAGUGUUCGAAACAACAGUUUCUUGCAAAGAUUGUCUUUGUUUCAGUCCCAGCUUCAAGGACCUGAUCCUCAACCCAAAAUCGACCAUAUUGUUUUCCACCCGUUGUCCGGACUUUGCAUGAUACAAUCUUUCUUAGAUCCAACCAAGGUCUCUCUCGGUCGAUGUAAUGAAUCUCAACCUUGGAACUACACUAGUACUGACAAUACCUUGAAACUUCAAAACAAGUCUCUAUGCUUAGCGAACACUGAACCAAAUGCACCGGUUAAGCUCAGUGAGACGAGUUGCUCGAGCCCUAGUUUGUCGAAGUGGCAAACCAUCUCAGCCUCUACUAUGCUCUUAGCUGUGAUGUCAACUAAUAACUCGCUUUGUCUUGACGUCGAUGGAGCCAAUAACAUCGUGGCGACCAACUGCAAGUGUGUGAACGGCGAAGACGGCUCGUGUGAUCCGAUGAGCCAGUGGUUUAAGAUCGUUAAAGUCACUAAAUAUAAAUGA
This is a messenger RNA of Eruca vesicaria subsp. sativa (arugula), 531 nucleotides long. The record is from the annotation of a GenBank genome assembly. NCBI's taxonomy places the organism in Eukaryota, Viridiplantae, Streptophyta, Magnoliopsida, Brassicales, Brassicaceae.